UUUCGAGUUAUAUAUAACCAAGCCACAAGUGCACGUUUCAGGUUCUGAUCUCUGUUCGUUUAAUUUGGUGUCUUCGUGGGAUCAGUCUCUAGCUAGUAGCUAUAUACUCCCCCCGAUCGUCGCAUCACGCCGCCGCCGCCCACCGGCCAUGGCUCCCGGUGUCGGCGGUGCUCUCCGUCUCCGGGGAACGACGACGACCACGGGCGCGCGGCCAGACAUGUCCCGUCUCUGGACGACGCGGCUCCAGAAGGAGCUCGAGGGGCUCUGGGCGGACCCGCCCGAGUGGUGCGUCCCCGGCGCCGACGCCACGGACCUCUUCCACUGGCAGGUCAUCGUCGUCGGCCCCCGAGGAAGCCCCUACGACGGCGGAGUCUUCGCCGUCCGCUUCAAGUUCCCUCGCCACUACCCCUUGAAGCCUCCCAAGGUCACCUUCGCAACCAAGGUGUACCACCCGAACAUCGAUCCGAGGACUGGACGGGUUUGCCUGGACUUCCUGACUGACAGUAAGCACUGGUGGACGCCGGCAUGGACGGUGGACAAGAUUCUCCUGGCCCUAGUCUCGCUUUUGCACGAGCCUGUCAUGGAUGGCCGCGCCAUAUCAACCCCGACGCCGCGAACCUCUACAGGCGGAAGAGACUCAGGUACGUGGAGAUCGCGAGGGCCAAGACCCUGGAGCACGCCACGGCGUCAUCGUCGUCGUCGUCGGCGGCGGCAGCGGCAGCUUCAGAGAAGGAGCGUCGUCCGCAGUCCCGGGGCGUUUCCCUGUGCCGUCGGCUCAUGACAAGGGUGGCGUUUCUUCAUACUUCUGGUGUUCUGGAUAGGGGGCCUGCAUGAGAAAACCAAAGAUUCUGUGAUGGCUGUGUGGCUGGACAUGUACGCGAUCGAUGGGGGGUUUUCAUCUUCAAUUAGGCCAUUGUUCAUGCUUACCACUUUAUUACCAGCUUAUCAUUCGUAGUUGAUCGAGUUAGUGCCUAGCUAGCUAUAGUUGAUCCGUGGACGAGGUUUGUAACACGUUCGUUCUUUGGGGUUUGGAUGCAUGGUGCUUAUUAA
This is a messenger RNA of Sorghum bicolor (sorghum), 1050 nucleotides long. Its product is annotated as ubiquitin-conjugating enzyme E2 29. The record is from RefSeq and is a predicted model, not a curated record. Lineage: Eukaryota; Viridiplantae; Streptophyta; Magnoliopsida; Poales; Poaceae. The transcript has 2 exons. Bases 149 to 781 code for a protein of 210 amino acids.